Molecule: messenger RNA, 1518 nt
Organism: Dovyalis caffra
Lineage: Eukaryota; Viridiplantae; Streptophyta; Magnoliopsida; Malpighiales; Salicaceae
Source: the annotation of a GenBank genome assembly
AUGCCUUCUCUUCUCCUCAUUCUGAUCCUCUUGCUGCUUAUUUGCACCUUUAAAUUUACACUCUCAAUGAUAUGGGUUCCUCUGAGAAUCCAAAUCCAUUUCAAGAAGCAAGGUAUAAGUGGCCCAAAAUACAGUCUCAUCUUCGGCAACUCGGCGGGGAUCCGCCGUUUAUUUGCUGCUGCAGCUGAGUCAAAGUCAACGUCUAUCAACCACGAUGUCCUUCACCGUGUGGCUCCAUUGUACUACGAGUGGUCACGCAAGUAUGGGAAGACUUUCCUCUACUGGUUUGGAUCCAAGCCCAGAUUGGCUAUGUCCGAUCCAGACAUGAUUAAGGAGAUUCUAAUGAAUACGGAUGGGUCAUUUGAGAAGAUUCCGUUUAACCCGCAAUCGAAAGGUCUAUUUGGAGAAGGGCUUGUUGGGCUUGAUGGUGAGAAAUGGGCGCGUCAUAGGAGGAUCACAAACCAAGCUUUUAACAUGGAGCGAGUUAAGAGUCAGGUGCCAGAAAUUGUGGCAAGCAUCACCAACAUGCUAGAGAAAUGGCAGAGAAUAAGAGGAGGGAGAGAGGAGUUUGAGAUGGAUGUGCAUAAAGAACUUCAUGACCUCUCAGCAGACGUUAUAUCAAGAACUGCUUUUGGAAGCAGUUAUGAAGAAGGGAAGCGCAUAUUUACAUUACAGGAACAACAGAUGCACUUAGUAUCACAAGCUCUGAGAAGUGUCUACAUUCCAGGAUUCAGGUUCUUGCCUACAAAGAAGAACAGAGAGAGGAGGAGAUUAGAGAAGGAAACUCGUGAAGUAAUAAGAAUGCUGAUCAAGAAUAACAGCAGAUCAAGAGAAAAUUCAAGGAAUCUACUUAGUUCACUCAUGUCUUCAUAUAAAAAUCAGGACGGGAAGGAAGAGAAAUUGGGGCUAGAUGAGAUUAUAGAUGAGUGCAAGACCUUCUAUUUUGCUGGAAAGGAAACUACUGCCAAUCUUUUGACUUGGGCGCUUCUCCUUUUAGCAUUAAAUCAAGAUUGGCAAAACAAAGCAAGGGAAGAAGUGUUUUCUGUAUUUGGAGGGAAUGAUCUUCUAGUUGCAGAGAAUUUAAAUGAUCUCAAGAUCGUCAACUUGAUACUCAAUGAAACACUUCGGCUUUACCCUCCAGCUGUUAUGAUGAUGAGGCAAACAACUAAAAAGGUUAAGCUGGGGACCCUGGACAUUCCUGCUGGUACUCAAUUCUAUUUAUCCUUGACUGCUGUCCAUCAUGAUACUGAUAUAUGGGGAGAAGAUGCCAAUGAAUUCAAUCCUUUGAGAUUUAAUGAGCCUCGAAAGCACUUGGCUUCAUUUUUCCCAUUUGGGUUAGGCCCCAGAAUUUGUGUUGGUCAAAAUUUAGCCAUUGUUGAGACAAAAAUUGUCCUUGCAAUGCUCCUCAAACAUUACUCUUUCAUAGUAUCCCCAACCUAUGUUCACGCUCCAAUGCUCUUUAUAAGCUUGCAGCCUCAAUAUGGUGCACAGAUCCUUCUCCGCAGGAUUGCCAAUUGA